Plasmodium malariae is the source of this 903-nucleotide messenger RNA. RefSeq names its product 3-oxoacyl-[acyl-carrier-protein] reductase, putative. The transcript is spliced from 5 exons. The record is from RefSeq and is a predicted model, not a curated record. Gene Ontology annotation, molecular function: NAD binding; 3-oxoacyl-[acyl-carrier-protein] reductase (NADPH) activity. Bases 1 to 903 code for a protein of 300 amino acids. NCBI's taxonomy places the organism in Eukaryota, Apicomplexa, Aconoidasida, Haemosporida, Plasmodiidae. Gene Ontology annotation, biological process: fatty acid biosynthetic process.
AUGAAUUUGCCAUAUUGGUGUUCCAUGUACUUUUUUUUUAUUAAACUUUUGAGGUGCUAUAAAGUAUCCUAUACAUCAUGUGGUAAUAAGCUAGUUCCACAUAAACGUGUCAGAAGGAACGACACAUUACGUUUAUUAACUGAUACAAAGGAAAAUUAUUAUUACUGUGGUGAGAAUAAGGUAGCCCUAGUAACAGGGGCCGGAAGAGGCAUUGGGAGGAGCAUUGCCAAAACUCUUGCUAAAUCGGUUCCCCGAGUUUUGUGCAUAAGUAGGACGCAGAAAUCGUGCGACAGCAUCGUGGAGGAGUUGAAAUCGCUUGGUUGCAGAUCGACAGGUUAUGCUGCUGAUGUGUCGAAUAAAGACGAAAUAACCGAAUUAAUCAAUAAAGUACUAACAGAAAACGAACAUAUAGAUAUACUAGUUAACAAUGCUGGUAUAACAAGAGACAAUCUUUACCUUCGUAUGAAAGUAGAAGAUUGGGAUGAUGUUAUAAGAACUAAUUUAAAUUCUCUUUUCUAUGUAACUCAACCAAUAGUAAAAAAAAUGAUUAGUAAUAAAUAUGGGAGGAUAAUUAAUAUAUCCAGUAUAGUAGGUAUCACAGGAAACAUCGGACAAGCAAAUUACGCAGCUUCCAAAGCUGGCGUAAUCGGAUUUACAAAAACGUUAGCAAAAGAAUUAGCUUCAAGAAACAUUACCGUUAAUGCAAUAGCACCUGGUUUUAUAUCAAGUGACAUGACCGAUAAAAUAAGUGAUCAAAUAAAGAAGGAUAUAAUUUCAAACAUUCCUAUCGGACGAAUGGGAACCCCUGAAGAGGUAGCUAACAUGGUAGGGUACCUUGCUUCUGAUAUUGCAGGGUAUAUUAAUGGGAAAGUUUUCGUAAUUGAUGGAGGUUUAUCGACUUAA